Colias croceus (clouded yellow) is the source of this 1739-nucleotide messenger RNA. RefSeq names its product DNA polymerase delta subunit 3-like. Gene Ontology annotation, molecular function: DNA-directed DNA polymerase activity. Lineage: Eukaryota; Metazoa; Arthropoda; Insecta; Lepidoptera; Pieridae. Gene Ontology annotation, cellular component: nucleus; delta DNA polymerase complex. The transcript has a single exon. Gene Ontology annotation, biological process: nucleotide-excision repair, DNA gap filling; DNA synthesis involved in UV-damage excision repair; DNA replication. Bases 172 to 1509 code for a protein of 445 amino acids. The record is from RefSeq and is a predicted model, not a curated record.
UUCGCGCUUUGCGUGUUAGCUGUUGACAAAAAAACAUAAAAACACAUAUGUUUAAUAUAAAUAAACCUUUUACAUACAAAAGGUUUCACUCCUGCAGUUACACAGUGCAGUUUCAUAAUUGUGUGUUAAAUUAAUGAAACUCCUGACCAAAAUAAAUUAACCAACAGAGCAAUGGAAACGGAGGACAACGAAUCAAACUUGAGUACAUUAAAGGAGAUGAUUCUAGAUGAAGGAAAGUUAGUCACUUAUAUAACUUUGAGUAAGGACCUUUGCAUUCAUGUUAAUCGCAGCAAAUCGUUACUUAAAGAUUUUAUUGAAUCAAUUAAACAAGACAACCCAAAACAAGAGUUAAGUGUCAAUUAUCUGAUAUCAGGAUUAAUUGAUGAUAAUAAAGCUAAAGUUUCCGUUUGUCCAAAAGAUGAGUUAGUAAAAAUGCAGAAAACUUUCAAAAUAAUAUUCUUUCAGCAUAUAUACAGUGUUUGUAAAGGAACAUCACAUGUAGAUCCUUCUGCUUACGUUUCUCUCAAUAAAUAUGAUGAUUUUAAUUUAUGUUCUGGUGUAAUAAGAAAUAGCAAUUGUAUCAAACGGUCUUUUGAGGAAAUAAAUAACCUUAAAAGUAAAAGCCAAGAAGUCAUAGUUGACAAAAAACCUAUUUUAUCACAAAAGAAAAAUACUAAAGAGGCAGUACCCAAGGCUGAUAGUGCAAAUAACAUAGAAAAGAGUAUGAAAACUGAAUCUAACCAUAAGGAAAUUAAGAAGGAAGUUAUAUCCCCUCAAAAAGAAAACAUUAACAAACAAAUUGUAAGCAAGCCUUCAGCUCAGAAAGGAAUUGCAGGAUUCUUUAAUAAGCAAAAUGGUAUUAAUAAAAAGAAAGAAUCUAAACCACCUGUAAAAGUUGAACCAGCUAUCAUAAAAGAAGAAAAUAAUGUUGUUGAGAAAAUGGAAACAGAUGAUGUAGAAGUUGAAAUUCAAGUUAAGGCAGAGGUGAAGAAAGAAACAAAAGUGAAUGGAAAUAAUAAAGUCUUGAAUCAAAUUAAGAAAAAUUCUAAAGUUGAUAAAAAACGUAAACGAGUUCUGCGAGUGUCAGACAGUGAAAGUGAAGAUGAGAAUGAUCCAUUUGUAGAGGAAGAUAAAACAAUUAAUGAAAAAAUUCAUGAUUCAGAUGAUGAAAUCCCUCCAACACCGGCCGUAAAUACUUUAAAGAUUACAACUGGAAUUGUAAACCCUCGGAAAAAAAGAAAGGUUGUUGAUAAAACCUAUAUGAGUGAUGAUGGUUAUAUAGUAACCAAACGUGAAGAAGUGUAUGAAAGUUGUUCAGACAGUGAAAAUAAAGAAGAGAAAGAACCAGUGAACAAUUCUUUAAAAGAGGAAAAAAUUCCAUCUGUAAAGGAAAAAAUAGAAAUUUCACCUAAAGCUAAAGCUAGUGAAACAAAAGCUUCUAAGAAAAAAAUAUCACCCCCUCAGAAAGGAAAACAAGCCACAUUAAUGAAUUUCUUUAAAAAGAAAUAAGACACAAUAUUUUCACAUAUUUCAGGGUUAUAAAUUUGAACAAAAUAAAAUUAUGUUGAUACAUUCUUAGAAAUCAAGUUAAGUAAGUUGUGUAUACUGUUCAAGGUUACUUUGAUUUCUUAAAUUACUUGUCUCUAAUCAUGAAAUGUAUAUUCAGAAUUUAAUUAUAAAACUCAUCAAAAUAUUUUAUUCUCAUUGACAGGAAGAGAAAUAAAUACAAUAAUUAAGAA